Messenger RNA from Carassius gibelio (silver crucian carp), 1686 nucleotides. Its product is annotated as potassium voltage-gated channel subfamily A member 10-like. Gene Ontology annotation, biological process: potassium ion transmembrane transport; protein homooligomerization. The coding region runs from base 1 to 1686 and encodes 561 amino acids. Gene Ontology annotation, molecular function: delayed rectifier potassium channel activity; protein binding. The transcript has a single exon. NCBI's taxonomy places the organism in Eukaryota, Metazoa, Chordata, Actinopteri, Cypriniformes, Cyprinidae. Gene Ontology annotation, cellular component: membrane; voltage-gated potassium channel complex. The record is from RefSeq and is a predicted model, not a curated record.
AUGGAGGUUCCUCUAGUCAACUUUGAGAACCUGGAUGACAUCGGAAUCAAUCUGGAAGACCCGAGUGACUCGGGAUAUCCAACCUCAUCCACCUCAGAUGCCCAGGAAACAAACCAUGGGAGCCAUGGCAUAAACUCAAUCCCCCACUCACCUCAGAGAGUAAGACAGCCGAGGCGCUCACUGGCCUCUCCACCAACACUCAGCAAAAAAAAAAGAACAUCAAGCUGCAACAGCCUGAUUUCCAACUGGAAGGUUCUGAUGAGCAGCGAGGGCAGUCCCAAUGAGGCUCUGCUAGGAAAAGUAACCAAGGAUUGUUUCGAGGACUAUUUCGCUGAAAAGGAGAAAUUCUACGAGGGUGAACAAAAAGUAGUUAUCAAUGUCUCAGGGAUGAUGUAUGAGACAACACUUAAAACUUUGAAUCAGUUCCCAGAUACCUUGCUGGGAGACCCCAUGAGAAGGAUUGACUAUUUUGACCCCAUGAAGAAUGAGUAUUUCUUUGAUCGCAACCGCCCGAGCUUCGAUGGAAUCUUGUAUUUCUAUCAGUCUGGAGGUAAGGUUCGGAGGCCAGCAAAUGUGCCAUUGGAUGUGUUUGCUGAUGAGAUAGUGUUCUAUCGACUAGGGCAUGAUGCCAUGGAACAGUUCAAGGAAAAUGAAGGUUACAUCAAAGACCCUGAGCCUCAGCUCCCAACCAUUGAGCUUCACCGUCAAUUUUGGCUUCUCUUUGAGUACCCAGAGAGCUCCAGUGCUGCCAGGUCAGUGGCCUUAGUGUCUGUUCUUGUCAUCACUAUAUCUAUUUGCAUCUUCUGCCUGGAGACGCUCCCUGAAUUCCGUGAUGAUCGCGAAUUUAUGCCUGCUUUUGUCAACUUAACCCAUGAUGCCAAUGGAACGCUUCUAUCCCCUACUCCUCGUCCAAAGGCCCUGCUCUCUGCCUUUACUGACCCCUUCUUUGUGGUGGAGACCAUCUGCAUCAUUUGGUUCUGUUUUGAGCUUAUAGUACGUUUCAUAGUGUGCCCCAGCAAGAGCGAGUUUUUUAGCAAUAUUAUGAAUGUCAUUGACAUUGUGUCCAUUAUGCCCUACUUCAUAACUGUCAUAACAGAACUGAUGGCCGCCCACGACAAAGACCCCAUCGCCAACCAGAACAUGUCUCUGGCUACACUGCGUGUCAUCCGAUUAGUGCGUGUCUUCAGGGUUUUCAAGUUGUCCCGGCAUUCUAAGGGCCUCCAGAUUCUAGGCCAAACCCUGAAGGCCAGUAUGAGGGAGCUGGGCUUGCUUAUUUUCUUCCUUUUCAUUGGCAUCAUCCUCUUCUCCAGUGCCAUUUUCUUUGCUGAGGUUGACGAACCUGAUACUCAGUUCGUGAGCAUCCCGGAGGGAUUCUGGUGGGCUGUGGUCACAAUGACGACGGUUGGCUAUGGUGACAUGUGCCCUAUCACAUUGGGAGGAAAGAUGGUUGGGAUCCUCUGUGCCAUCGCUGGUGUACUGACCAUUGCACUUCCCGUUCCUGUCAUCGUCUCCAACUUCAACUACUUCUACCAUCGUGAAACAGAGCAGGCGGAGAAACAGGUGAUUGAGGUUGCUGCUGAGGCUGCUGCAAAUCAGAAACGUAUUUCUGAAGAGAAGUAUGAAAGCAAUUACUCGCUGGACAAGAGCAAUGGGAAUUGGCAGACAGGGAAAAACAGUGUUCCAUAA